CGUUCCCUUCAUGCCCAUACGAUAUGGCUAGCUCGCAUGUCUUUGGAUAUUCGAAGAGUACACGAGCCAAAUGCCAUGGGCCGCCCCCUUGUAAGGGGUCCCCUAUGGCACCCGGUAGCCUGAGAUACGGACAGCUUAAAUCGACCAACUUGGGCGAGAAUGUAGAGUGGAUGCAUUGGGGAUGUGUAACGCCUGUUAUUCUCGCACAACUUUCCAACGUGAACUUGGAGACAAUCGAAGGCUUCAAGGACCUGCAAGCGCAUGACCGGCACAAGAUUCGAGAGGCCGUCAGGCUGCGGCGCAUAGACCCGGCUGAUGUUCCCCCAAGUGCCAGAGUCGCGGCUGCACCCCCUCCUGCCUCUCAGACGACAAGGAAGCGGAAGGCACCCGAACCAACCCCGCAGUCCUCUACAAGUCAAGCAUCCUUCAGCACGCCCGGUCCUUCUCGACUCUCUCAAGCCAUCGAAGACGAGGCCACCGAGGACAAUACUGAGGAAGCUGCGGACGAGCUUUAUUGCACGCUAUCCACGGGUGUUGUGGGUAUUCAGUACUACACUGGACUCGUUGGCGCCGGCGAAGAGGUGCAGCUCAUCCGGGAGCCCAACAACCGCUACGACCGCAAUGCCAUCCGUGUCUCCAACAUCGCGGGCUCACAAGUCGGGCACAUUCCCAAGAACGUCGCCGCACGCCUCGCACCCCUGCUAGACCGAGGCGAAAUCACUGUUGAGGGCGUCAUGAAGCAAGGCAACUUGGGCUCAAAGGCCAAAAAGUACAGUUUAGAUGCUGAAAUCAGGAUAUACGGUCGCUCAGACCGACGCCGCGAGCUCGAACCUAAGCUCAUCUGGGCAACGCCCGGUCAACGGGGCUUUGAGCAGCUCCGGAACCCCACUGCUUCCUCCUAUGGCGGUGGUGGCGGCGGCUACGGCGGCGGCAUGCCCCUUCCCCCCAUCCCAACGUACACCGGGGCGGCGUCGUCUUCACGAAUGACUAAUGCCCAGAUAGAGGCGCUCAAGAAGCAACAAGAGGCCCUGAACAACGCCGCCGAGCUGAAGCAGAUGCUCAGCGGGCUGGAGAAGGUGGACGACGAGUCGCGGAGGAACUCGGUGUUGGAUACGUUGUGCUCGGUGGACGAUGUGCUGAAGUUGCCGGAGCACCCUGAUCCGCCGGGGGUUGCGAAGGGGGAUCUGGUGGUGGAGUUGUUGAAGCAUCAGAAACAAGCGCUGCAGUGGGCGAUUGAGCACGAGUAUCCGAAGCUGCCGGCGUCGGAGAAAGAUCCCCCUGUGCAGUUUUGGCAGUACAAGCAGAUGGCGGGGAGGCCGUACUACUACAACUUGGCCACGAAGACGCCUCAAAGUACCGCUCCUACACUUGGCAAAGGCGCCCUGUGCGCGGAUGCGAUGGGUUUGGGCAAAACCCUGACCAUGAUUGCCCUCAUCCUCGCCACCAAAGCCGACAAGCCCUCCGGCUGCAUCAAGGGUACUCUCAUCGUCGCCCCCCUCUCCAUCAUCUCCAACUGGGAGAAGCAAUUGGAGGACCACUGCGCGCCCGGCGCGCUCAAGUCGUGCACCUACUACGGCGCCACGCGCGGCAUGUCAGCCGAGGAGCUGAAAAAGUACGAUGUAGUGAUCACCACUUACCAAGUUAUCUCGGGGGAGUGGGCGGACCGGGCGGGGACCGGGCAGCCGGCGAGGAAGAAAAAGAAGGGCGUGGCGGGGGGCAGUUUGUUCGAUGUGAAGUGGAAGCGCAUCGUGCUGGACGAGGGGCACAGCAUCCGCAACCCAAGAGCGAAGAUGACGCAGGCUUGUUGCGCGCUGGAGGCCGACCGUCGCUGGGUGCUGACAGGCACACCUAUUCCGAAUUUGUCGCUGACGGCGCCCUCACAGGAUUUGGGAUCUCUGCUAUCCUUCCUACGUAUCUGCAAGCCUUUGGACGAGGAAGACUUCUUUAAGCGUCUUUUACUGCGCCCGCUGAAGGCCGGCGAUCCAUCCGGGGCGGAGAUCUUGAGAGUAAGCCGGUCGAUGUCGGCAAGCUUUUUACAAAGUCUGACAAGGGACUCGGAAGGCACUUCACUUGUUCCAUUGCCUCCUGUUGAUGUCACGGUCGUUCCUGUUGCUCUCGAUCCAGAGACAAGGGCAAGCAGUCUUAUGAGCACGGUCGACAUACUGGCUGAUGUGCACGCAGAAAAUAUACGACGAGGUCGAGGAAUUAACACCGCCAGCGUCCUCAGCAUGCUCACCCGUAUGCGUCAGCUAGCCCUCCAUCCGGCACUCAUUCCGCCCGACUACCUCGAGCAGCUCAAAGCCGGGCAGGAGCAGGGCGGCGCUGCCCCAGUCAAAGUUAUCUCGCCCGCGGACCGGGCCCGUCUGCAGGCCAUACUCGCUCGUCACAUCGAAGACUGCGAGGAAUGCCCGAUCUGCUUCACCAUUCCCAACGACCCCAGGAUCACGUCGUGCGCGCAUAUGUUUUGCUUGCCUUGCAUCACCGAAGUCAUCGCCCGGGACCCCAAGUGCCCCAUGGACCGCCGGCCGCUCACCCUCGGCGACCUCAUCGAGCCCGCGCCGCCCAUGGACCUCACGCAGGCGCCCGUCAGCGAGUUCGAGGAGGACCGCACGGGCAUCCGCGCGGGGUCGUCGGCAAAGAUCGACCAGUUGGUGAAGCUGCUGCAGCUGAAUCCGCCGGCGGAUAAGUCGCUGGUGUUCUCGCAGUUCACGUCGUUUCUGGAUAAAAUUGCGGAGGCGUUGGAUGAGGCUGGCAUUCCCUAUGUUAGAUUCGAUGGUCAGAUGUCCGGCAAGAGACGCGAAGAGGCUAUACGUCGCUUCUCCGUGCCCAUAAAGCCAACCGACACUGGUGCCGCCAUACCUACCCCAACACCAGCUGCAGCUCGCCCUCUUGCGGGCGGCCCUUCGCCCAUCAAGCCUCGCCGCCGUGCUCAACGCACUGGCAAGGCAAUCGUCGAUUUGGACAGCGACGACAUCGAGGCUGCGGGUGAUGACGAUUUCGUCAUGAACGGGGAGGACGACGACGACGACUUUGAGGAAGACUUCGCUCAGGCGAUCAAAGGAAAGGGCAAGGGCAGAGCGACAGCGCCAUCGAAGUCAGCCGCGUCGAACUGGCUGCCGGGCGGCGUGAAUCCGAAGGUUAUGCUCAUUUCGUUGAAGGCGGGUGCUCUGGGUCUGAACUUGACAGUGGCGAACAAUGUCUACCUGAUGGACCCCUGGUGGCAAGAAGGCAUCGAGAGUCAGGCUAUCGACCGCGUCAACCGAAUCGGCCAGACGAAGCCCGUGCACGUUUAUCAGAUGAUCGCUGAGGACACGGUUGAGUCCAAGGUCCUCGAGAUCCAGGAGCGCAAGAAGAAGCUGAUUCAGCAGGCCUUCUCCGGCAUGAAGCGCACGGAGACGCAACGCCAGCAGCGUGAGGCCAGACUUCAGGACCUCAUCCAGAUCUUCGGCGUACAGCAGAACGGGCAAGGGAAUGCUUAGAACUAAACUGAACUGCUUGUGCUGCUAUUUUUCUGCUUAGAACCCCCUCCACCUACUUACAUUUAUCCGGAACAAGCUGUUUACUAACGUACCUACUUGUGCUAAUACAUCUUGGGCUGCAACCCACUGUUUAUUGGU
This is a messenger RNA of Schizophyllum commune H4-8, 3617 nucleotides long. RefSeq lists its product as uncharacterized. NCBI's taxonomy places the organism in Eukaryota, Fungi, Basidiomycota, Agaricomycetes, Agaricales, Schizophyllaceae. The record is from RefSeq and is a predicted model, not a curated record. Bases 24 to 3479 code for a protein of 1151 amino acids. The transcript is spliced from 27 exons. Gene Ontology annotation, molecular function: zinc ion binding; ATP binding; DNA binding.